Physella acuta is the source of this 1557-nucleotide messenger RNA. Its product is annotated as cytochrome P450 3A29-like. NCBI's taxonomy places the organism in Eukaryota, Metazoa, Mollusca, Gastropoda, Physidae. Gene Ontology annotation, molecular function: iron ion binding; heme binding; steroid hydroxylase activity. The record is from RefSeq and is a predicted model, not a curated record.
UUCAUGGAGACGCCGGUAAUAGAUGGGCUGACAUCGCCUAGUUCAGUGAUAGAUUUAGCGAUGCCAGCGGUCUUGUUGACCGUUAUUUCAUGUGUGCUAAUGCUGUACAGGUACGGCACCGACACCCACUGUGUGUGGACAAAGCUGGGGGUAGCAGGCCCAAAGCCCGCGCCGUUCUUUGGGAACAUCCUGGAGAUGUUUGACCCUCAGCUGGGCUUUCGACGCUGCGUCAAGAACUGGCAGGGCGUUUAUGGGCGCAUGUUCGGCAUCUACUUCUACAGGAAACCUGUCCUGGUCGUCACAGACCCGGAAGCGCUGAAGCAGAUCUUCGUCAAAGACUUCAGCGUUUUCGCCGACAGGUUCUUCGUGGGGGAGGGCAAGCUGCAGCAUGAGAUGGUGCAGAAGACAGUUUUCUUCGCCCGGGGGUCGAAAUGGAGACGCCUGCGUAAGAUGAUGACCCCUUCCUUCAGCAGCGGGAAGCUCAAGCUCAUGACCCACUGUAUAAACCGCACGGCGAACCUGCUCGGCGAUCGCCUGCAGAGCUACGCCGCUAAAGGCGAAUCUCUGGAGGCGAAAGUUGUCUUCGGGGCCUACGCGCUGGACGCCAUCGCCGGUACAACCUUCGGCCUUGACCUUGACUCCCAGAACAAUCUGAACGCCCCGUUUAUCAAGCACGCGAGGAGCCUCAUGACGAUUGAUAAAAUAAUCCAGCUCAAACUGACUCUUGUGGGUAUUUUCCCAGCGAUCAUCCCACUGUUGAAAAUGUUCAACAUUGGCUACUUCAAGUACAGCGAUAUCAAAUACUUCAAAGAGAAUAUCGGCGCCUUGGUAGCGGAGAGGAGUACGAAGAUAAAAAGUCAAUCCGAUUUUCUCCAGCUCCUGCUAGAGUCCGAGUAUGACAACAAGUCUGCGGAUGACGAUGGCAUGUACGAAAAAAAACUGACGAAAGACGAAGUUGCGUCGCAGGGGUUGAUUUUCAUGAUCGCGGGGUAUGACCCACUCUCCUCCGCCAUGCAGUACUUGUUUUACCAACUGGCAAAGUGCCCGGAUAUACAGAACAAAGUUUACAGCGAAAUCGCUGACGUCAUGGGUGACGCCGAAGAACCGAGCUACGACAACUGCCAACAAAUGAAGUAUUUACAAGCGACGAUUGAUGAAACUCUGCGCAUGUACCCACCGCUUCAUAUCCUCACCCGACAAACCACCAAGGACACGACGCUGGGCGGUUUAUUUAUCCCGGCCAACACUGGCAUCCUGAUUCCAGUCUACAAUCUCGCCCGUGACCCGGAGUUCUUUCCGGAACCGGAUGUUUUCCGACCGGAACGGUUUCUGGACGCCAGUGUCAACCCCGUUACGUUCGUUCCUUUCGGUUUCGGACCGCGCCAGUGCAUUGGGAUGAGACUGGCUCUGAUGGAGCUAAAAAUAGCAUUGGUGCACGUUCUGGGGCGCCUGCAAGUGGUUAAAGCUACACCGGAAGUGCUGGAGAUUGAAGAUUUUUCUGGAAAUUUGGUGCCGAAAACUCCCAUUCGCAUUUUUUUGCAAGUCAGGGAAAAGUGA